Aaosphaeria arxii CBS 175.79 is the source of this 1826-nucleotide messenger RNA. Its product is annotated as flavin-containing monooxygenase. The coding region runs from base 85 to 1611 and encodes 508 amino acids. NCBI's taxonomy places the organism in Eukaryota, Fungi, Ascomycota, Dothideomycetes, Pleosporales. Gene Ontology annotation, molecular function: N,N-dimethylaniline monooxygenase activity; flavin adenine dinucleotide binding; NADP binding. The record is from RefSeq and is a predicted model, not a curated record. The transcript has a single exon.
AAUAGAUCCAGCACUGAUUCAUUUUUUUCUCUUUACUUUGUUUAUAUUCCAUACAUUUUCUCUUAUUAGCCUUUGCAUAGGGACAUGACCUCCAUACGGGUGAAAUCAAUUGCCAUCAUCGGCGGCGGUCCAUCCGGUGUAGUAGCCGCAAAAUAUCUCCGCGCAGAGAAAGCCUUCGACAAGAUCACCAUCUUUGAACAGCGUAGUGCGCUCGGCGGGACAUGGCAUUACACUCCCAACCAGACAUCUGAAGACCUAUUCGCCGUCCCUCAGAUAGAUCCAAAGGGGGGGAAUCAAGAUCCGACCUGGACUCCGGCUCAGAAGCACGAGGGUAAAGAGGCAGACAGUGCAAGAAAGCACAACGACGUCGCGAGUUUCCUGACUCCGAUAUAUGAAGAGCUGGAAACGAAUGUCCCGAAGAGUCUGAUGCAGUUCCAGGACUUGCAAUGGCCGGAUCAUUUACCUCUGUUUCCGAGCCAUGGGGCGGUAGUGAAUUAUCUACAGGAGCACGGCAGAGAGGUCCAGGACUUGGUGGAGUACGAAACGCAGGUGAUCAAGGUUGAGCCCCUUGAUAAGAGUCUCACUGGAAGCUGGACUGUCACAACGCGAAACCUGCGGACUAGAGAAGAGAAAAAGGAAGUGUUUGACGCUGUCAUCGUUGCUAACGGACACUUCAUAACACCGCACGUUCCCGACGUACCUGGAAUUCGCGAGUGGAGUCAGAAGUACCCAGGCAGGAUAACACACUCCAAGUACUUCCGACGAGCAGAAUCAUAUGCCGGGAAGAAAGUAGUUGUAGUCGGAAACUCCGCCUCCGGUGUAGACAUAUCCGCUCAACUAGUCAGCGUCACUGAGCAACCAAUAAUCUGGUCCAUCCGAUCCGCAUCCCAGCUCAAACCGCUCCCCGAUCCACAGCGGCCCGAGUACAGCAAGAUAUCAAAGUUCGUUCCUGAUGACGGAAGCAUACACUUCGACGACGGCCGUAUCGAACACGAUGUCGACGCCAUUAUAUUCGCAACAGGAUAUUACUACUCCCUCCCCUUCCUCUCCAGCCUCAAACCACAGCCCGUCGGCGAUGGCCGCCGCGUCCAGCACACGUACAAACAUCUCUUCUACGCCCCUCGUCCCACAUUAUCGUUCCUAGCCCUCAAUGUCCGCGGCGUUCCAUUCACACUCGCCGAAGCCCAAUCCGCCGUCCUAUCCCGCGUCUACUCCGGCCGCCUUGCGCUCCCCCCAUCAUCAGAACUACUCGAAUGGGACGUCAAAGCGCUCGCCGCACAUGGCAGAACUCAUCAAUUCCACGUCCUGGACGCUCCUACAGACGGACUAUUCAUCAAUGAAAUGGCAGCGUGGGCGCUCAAGGCAGAGCGAGUCAGGGGCUUGGAGAAUAAUGGGCAGGGGAGGUUGGCGCCGGUAUGGGGGCCGUGGGAGUUCUGGUGUAGGGCGAAUCUGCCGGGGAUUAGAGCGGCGUUUUCGGCUAAAGGCGAAGGGAGGACGAGGGUUAGGGAGAUAGAGGAGCUUGGAGCGGAGUUGAAGGGGGCGAGUGAGGCUAAGAGGAGGGAGGCGGUGGAGGUAAGAGAGUCGGAGGUGAUAGUGCAGGCGAGGUUGUAGGUGGUGAUUUGUCUUUGUUUUGCUGUUGUUUACAAUGUGUUUUGUGGUGAAUGAACAAUGCCCAGCUGUAGCGACUGGUAGGGAAGUAACCUUGACUCUUUCUGACAUCGGUCCAACAAUGGUUUGGAAGAGGAAAUGCGGAACUGUAGCUGCUCUGGGUUUCCGCAGUAUACUUGACAGUAAAGAUCUCAUAAUUAGUCUAGAGUCCUGCCGCU